CCUGAACCCGAGCCUGAGCUGCCGAAUUGGUUCGUGUAUUAGGUCGCUGAGGGGGAGGUAGGUGAAAGCAGAGAACCAGCAGCUAGCAGGAGCUCGUUGGUUCCCUCAUCGAUGACGAGCAUCUCCGCUGCCCUCGCCAUCUCCCACUCUCCAACCCUCUCCUUUGCCCGCACUUCUCCCAUCUCCACAUCACCGUUCAAGAGGACACUGGGAUGUCCACUCAAGUGCUGGGCGGGGCCUUCUCCAGAGGUGGAUACGGAGGAUUCAAAGAAGACUUCCCUUUGGGGCAUUUCUACAUCCACUUGGUGCGCGGGGCUUGGAACCCUUGGGUUCCUUGAGACCGGGUAUCUUACCUACUCGAAGCUCACUGAUUCUGAAGCCUUCUGCCCUGUCGGAGGCGGCAGCUGCAGCGACGUCCUUAACAGCGACUACUCCUUUGUUUUUGGUACUUCUCAGAGAAACCGUUGCUCUUAUAUUCGGUUUCUCCUAAUCUUACCAAGUGUUCCUCUUCCGCUGGUUGGUAUGCUUGCAUAUGGAUUGGUUACAUUGCUUUCUCUGCAGCAGACUAGGAAGCAUUUGCUCAAUGGACUUGGUGAAGCUGAUGCACGCUUGAUUUUACUUGGGACGACUACCUCAAUGGCAACAGCAAGUGCUUAUUUUGUGUAUCUUCUAAGCACAACAUUUGCUGGAACAUCUUGUUCAUACUGCCUGAUCUCCGCUGUUCUAUCCUUCAUCUUGUUUUUCAUUACUGUCAAGGACUUUGGUCUGGAAGAAAUCCAAAAGGUGGUGGGUUUACAGUUAGUUAUUGCCGGCAUAGUUGUUAGUGCUUUAACAAAUUCAUAUACAACAGCUACUCAACAGUUUUCUGGCUCAAAUGACAUUACUCUUGAACCAUAUGAAAUUAAGAUAACGAGCAAAUCAACCCCAUUUGCUAUAUCUCUUGCAAAAUACCUGCGUUCCAUAGGUGCUAAGAUGUAUGGAGCUUUCUGGUGCUCUCACUGUAAUGAACAGAAGCAGAUGUUUGGGCGCGAGGCUGCAAAAAUAUUGGACUACGUUGAGUGCUUCCCCGAUGGAGCUGGGAAAGGAAGAAAAAUGGCAAAGGAAUGUAGUGCUGUUGGUAUUGAAGGCUUCCCGACAUGGGUUAUAAAAGACAAGGUUUUAAGUGGGGAACAGGAAUUACCAGCUCUGGCAGAAGCAUCUGGAUUUAUUCUUGCAGACUUUUAUCCUUCUUAAGCCUUGAACCAAGCCAUGGAGAAACAUUCCCAAGCUGAACGAUUGAGAUCCGCCUUAGGAAGCAAGCAUGUGAUUAUUUGUAGCCGCAUUGCCUACUGGGGAACUACUCAGCCCAAAUAUAUAAAAAUCUCUGGCUGUUUUUUUUGUCAAUCCUCACGCACAUAAUUGUUUAUGAGAAAGUUGAAGGACAAAUUUACAAUAGCAGUCCUUGAUCCAAGGAGAAUACUGUACUAUUCUCAGGCUAUGCAGAAGUUUGAAACUGCACCUGUACAGAGAGAAUUUGGUGUCUAAUGAUGUACGCCUGGACAAAUAUUAUUGAGAAUGUAAUCGGAAGCCUGGACAAUAAUACGUCAACACUUUGUAGUAUGUGGUUUUUUUUAGUACAUACGAAUAAAAUUUUAAAUUCCGUAAAA
Messenger RNA from Elaeis guineensis (African oil palm), 1646 nucleotides. NCBI's taxonomy places the organism in Eukaryota, Viridiplantae, Streptophyta, Magnoliopsida, Arecales, Arecaceae. The record is from RefSeq and is a predicted model, not a curated record.